Molecule: messenger RNA, 1409 nt
Organism: Panicum hallii
Lineage: Eukaryota; Viridiplantae; Streptophyta; Magnoliopsida; Poales; Poaceae
Product: ribosomal protein S12, mitochondrial
Biological process (GO): translation
Cellular component (GO): ribosome; small ribosomal subunit
Molecular function (GO): structural constituent of ribosome
Source: RefSeq, a predicted model, not a curated record
AUGCCUACAAAAAAUCAAUUGAUUCGUCAUGGUAGAGGAAAACGGCGCACGGACCGUACUCGAGCUUCGGAUCAAUGUCCAGAAGCAGGAGUAUGCCUGCGUGUUUCGACGAGAACACCGAAAAAACCUAAUUCAGCUCUACGUAAGAUAGCAAAAGUACGGUUGAGCAAUCGACAUGAUAUAUUUGCUCACAUUCCAGGCGAAGGUCAUAAUUCGCAGGCUUCUAUAGUCUUAGUCAGAGGAGGUAGAGUGAAAGAUUCGCCAGGUGUGAAAUCCCAUCGUAUUCGAGGAGUCAAGGAUUUGCUGGGAAUUCCGGAUCGUAGAAAGGGAAGAUAAUAUGGUGCAGAAAGACCAAAAUCGAAAUGAAUGGAAGAUGCCUCUGGAACUUUUUGGUUAUUUUUGGGGGGCAAUAUGGAAGCAGCUAGCUCCCUUUCCCUUAUUACGUUACCAGCCCACCGCUAUUCCAAAACCGUACAUGAAACCUUAGCUUCAUAUGGCUCCUCUAUGAUCAGAAAAAAGGAAAGGAUUGUUUCGUUUCGGUAUUAUCCCCUGGGCGUAGAUAGAAUUAGGUAAGAUAAAUUGAUUGGAAAGCCCUAAAUUAGACCCAAGCAAUUCCGUCUGCUAGAAUAACAAAAAAGCGCUUCCGAAUUGAUCUCAUCCUUUAUAUAAUAAAAUGAGAAUUUUUCUUUGUUCGGUAAUAACUUAAUAUUGGAAUAAAACACUCGUUAUAGCAAUUAAUAAAUGGAAAGAAUUGGGCAUUAGUUCAUGAGGAAUUCUGUAUGAAUAGGGAUAAAGAAAGGAAAGAAUAAAUAAAGAUCCUUUUUUGUAUUGCAUUCCAUAUCUUUUGUCCUAUUCUUCUUUCCCCGGGAAGGGUAUACUUAAAUCGAAAAAAAGAAUAAAGGGUUAAUUCGUUCUUGAUAGCCAUUUCCUUAACAAGUGAAUGGGAACAUACUCUAGACCGGAAUCCGAAGAAAGUACUACUUGAUCAUUUCCACCAAUUUCAAGUCCUUAUUACGAUUCCUUUUAUGAGGAAAAAUGUCUAAUGAUUUAGAUUCUCUCAUUACUAAUCCUGUAUGUACUUUAGUGUUCCUAAUCCCUCACUAACUUUUGAUGGAUUGCCUUAUGGUUAUAAGUUAUAGUAAUAACUCAAAAUAUUCUAGUAAUGGAAUUCCAUAUCGCGAAUCCUUUAUUCUUGCCCGCUUCAAGAUAUGAUGACUAAUCAAACAAUCUCAACCUUGGGGUAAAGAGUUUACACUGCUUAUGUUUACUUGAACUUUUUUCUUGUACGUAGGAAAUGAGAUUUUGUAUUUUUACUACAAAUUAAUAAGCUGUUUUGUUUCACUCAUAUAGCUAUCUAGUUUAACUUACCAACCCGAAUACAGAAUAAGCAAAGGAAGAUAAGCAUUCAA